CAGCGGAGGAGGGGCCGGAGGGUGGCGCGGAGUCCCCGCUUUUCCCCGGCGCCCCGAUGAGGGCGGCCGACAGCGCGGGACCGGCAUGGCAGAGAUGCGGCCGGGAACGGCGACGGGGCUGCAGCUCAGCGCGCUGCCCGACCACUCCCCGCUGCUGCAGCCCAGCCUGGCCGAGCUGCGGCGCCGGGCCCGGGCGGCGGGCGCUCCGCCGACGCCUCUGCCACUCACCGACUCGUUCCUGCUGCGGUUCCUGCGCGCCCGGGACUUCGACCUCGACCUGGCCUGGCGGUUACUGAAAAACUAUAAUAAGUGGAGAGCAGAAUGUCCAGAAAUAAGUGCAGAUCUGUGCCCUCGAAGUAUUCUUGGUCUUCUGAAGGCUGGUUAUCUUGGAGUCCUGCGAGCCAGAGACCCCACUGGCAGCAAAGUUCUUAUUUACAGAAUUGCACAAUGGGAUCCAAAAGUUUUCACAGCUUAUGAUGUUUUUCGUGUAAGUCUAAUCACAUCCGAGCUUAUUGUACAGGAGGUAGAAACUCAGCGGAAUGGUAUCAAGGCUAUCUUUGAUCUAGAAGGCUGGCAGUUUUCUCAUGCUUUUCAAAUUACCCCAUCUGUAGCCAAGAAGAUUGCUGCUGUUCUUACAGAUUCCUUUCCAUUAAAAGUCCGUGGUAUCCAUUUGAUAAAUGAGCCAAUAAUUUUCCAUGCUGUCUUUUCCAUGAUUAAACCAUUCCUGACCGAAAAAAUUAAGGAACGGAUUCACCUGCACGGGAACAAUUACAAACAAAGCUUACUUCAGCAUUUCCCAGACAUUCUUCCUCUGGAAUAUGGUGGUGCAGAAUUCUCCAUGGAGGACAUUUGUCAGGAGUGGACAAAUUUUAUAAUGAAGUCUGAAAAUUAUCUCAGCAGUAUUUCACAGAUCAAUCAGUGAGAAGAAGUUAUUUAAUGUGAAUGACUUCCUAAUUAUAAAUACAUGAGUGAGAUCCUACCUGGUUAUAUGAAUGAAAGAAAAAAAAUCCUUUAAGCUAAUUAGUACUUGUCUGAUUGACCUUUUAAAUUGUAAAACUCUUCUGACAUGAGCAACAUGGAUAUUUGGGAAACUUCUUGACUUUUUAAAUGCACUUUCUUCAUCUUUCAAGUAGUUAAAUGUUUGUAUACCUUAAAAGCAUAGAAGGGAUUCCUGAUUUUUAUACUUGAAUUUAUCUCCUAAAGUAGCUGUUUCUGAAGUUUCACAAGUUAUCUGACUACAUUGGUUGAGUAAUAAAUGUAUAAAUAGUCCACAGAAAAGAAGUAUUAGUACAAAUCAACUGAUGAUAAAAAUCUGUUAAUACCCAUCUUGGGUGAAUGUCAGAUUAGAUUAUAAUUCAGAUUAAAAUCUGAACACAGUUUUACAGAGUUUUUUCUAUGGGACAGCAAGAUAGUUCAUCUCAGGGAAGUUCUAUUUCAGCACACGUGCACAACAGAAACUUUUGAUUGAAGAGUCUGUGCACCAUAAAGUAUUAUAUGUAGCAUCUAGAGGUCUUCAUGAAAUUACUCAUGUUGCUACAACUGAUAAUCAAAAAUAAUUUAGGAAAUAUUUCAGGCAUAGCUGAUAGUUUUUAAAUACUUUUCCUGCAUUUUCAAAUAAAUCAAGAAUGUAAUUGUGACAUCAGUUUUUGGUUAUUCUUAUCAUGACUACACAGAGAAUUAGAAAUGGAAUAAUAUUUAAUUGUCAUACAGACAUGACUCUAUUUUUAAUUGAACAAUAACACAACUACACAAAGGAAAGGAAAUGUUUACAUUUAAAAAAUCACUGUCAGCUACACCUGGAACUUUUCAUAUUAUGUAUGAAAUAAUUUGACGUUUACUACAUAUCAGAAUAUUUUAGCCAAAUUCUAUAAUUAAUGUGUACUUUAAAAAAACAGUAGUUAAAAUGUGAUGUUUCUAUUAUAGUUUAUGUCAAAGAAUAUUUUGCUUAUUAAGAAAGAUACAAUGUCAAUAUGGCUUUCAGUUUAUGACUUUUUAUAGUGUUUCAUAAUUUUUUAAUUUUAAGACUUAAAAUAAAAAAAACACAGGGUACAAAAUUUGUUAAAUAUUGUUUAGCUUAGUUGGGUUUCAACAUUAAUCAUACAACAAUAGCAUCUUUGUGAAAGGAUAUAUGAAGAGCAUUUUUCUUUAUAAGAAAAUUAUUCUAAUCAGGUGAGCUGAUACUUGUGAUUCUCCGUCUAUGAAAAAAUUGAGAGCACUUGUGAAUGUUCUUUAGAGAACAUAUUUAAUUUUGACUUGGCAUUGGGAAUCUAACUUUACAUUAUAAUUUUUAUUAAAAAAUUACAUCAUGCUUGUUUUCUAAAAAAAUUACAUCAUGCUGUUUUCUAUAAAAACUAUAAAAAAUAAAAAAUUAUAAAAAAAUUUUGUACCUUCCUUUAACAAUCAUACAAUUCACAACAUUGUAUAAUUAGAAAUAAUAGCACAAUAAAAUCAUUGAAAAGAAUAAACAAUAAAAACAAAAAGCUCUGGUUUACCCAACUUUUAUUCCACUGUAAAAAAGGUUUAUAUCUGAGUUCCACUUCAUUUACGUUUGGGUACUUAAAACACUUUCUUAUGACACUGUGAAGUGUACGACUAAAGGGUAAUAUUUAAAAAUGUCUCUUAGAUGUGAUUCACUGGCGAUGUUAUUAACAGUAAAAAAAAAAUGAAAAUACGUCAAUUAACAGAAGUACAUUUCAUGAUGGGACUGACUUUUUUUAAAUGCAACAAUUCUUUGAAGCAAACUGAAAGAACAAUGUGAAAUGAGCAAUAUUAUAAGGUUGUAAGAUGAAUAACUAUCAAAUUGUCUCUAUUACUUCACCGUGAUUGUGCCAGAAGUGCCUUUUAUUUAUAAAGUUAACGCCAACAUG
Mustela lutreola (European mink) is the source of this 2867-nucleotide messenger RNA. RefSeq names its product alpha tocopherol transfer protein (gene TTPA). The transcript is spliced from 5 exons. Gene Ontology annotation, molecular function: phosphatidylinositol bisphosphate binding. Gene Ontology annotation, cellular component: membrane. The record is from RefSeq and is a predicted model, not a curated record. NCBI's taxonomy places the organism in Eukaryota, Metazoa, Chordata, Mammalia, Carnivora, Mustelidae. Bases 86 to 922 code for a protein of 278 amino acids.